Vespula vulgaris is the source of this 5490-nucleotide messenger RNA. It is a transcript of the gene MESR6, whose product is annotated as UPF0489 protein C5orf22 homolog. The record is from RefSeq and is a predicted model, not a curated record. NCBI's taxonomy places the organism in Eukaryota, Metazoa, Arthropoda, Insecta, Hymenoptera, Vespidae. The coding region runs from base 731 to 1840 and encodes 369 amino acids. The transcript is spliced from 6 exons.
GACGCUGAUAGGAAAGAAAAGUUCGUCGACCUUUUCUCUCUACCUGAGAAUCCUAGAAUAUUUUCAGGAGGGCAAAGAGUAAUUAACUAUGACAGAGAACCGCAUCGAAUGUAGAAAGAAAGAAAAAAAAAGGAAAGGAGAGAAAAAAAGAUUCGGUUAGCGUUCGGAGAGGUAGCGGAGGUAGGAAAAAACCGAAGACAAACGUAGGAUCGAUCCAUACGCGUACCAACUGGGCGCGACAUCUGCAUGCAGAUGCAUCCUUGGCGUUCUCACGUUACUCAGGUGGCGACCGAUCGGACGACCGACUUUUCGAAUAAAUUACCAGCGCGAGAAUCGAAACUCUCUGAAACAUUUAUAGACACCCUGUUGUGUACAUGGACACAAGCCAUGGAUAAUGGCCCUACCUGGUUCUUCAACCCUUUUCGCUUCCUUCUUUCGUUUCCAACUCCUCUCUCAUUCCAAUAGCCGGCUGUACGAUACGACGGGCCAUCUACUUCGUCCUUGUUACGCCAUUGUUACCUUUAGUCAGUUUUACGGUUAUCGACCUGUGUCAUCCUUUGAACAAAGUAAUUCGAUAUGUUCGUGCUUACAUUAAAAUCAAAGAGAACCAUUUCCUCGUACACAAUAACGAAAAAAAUAGAGAGCCUAUUAAGUUUCGAAUCGAUGGUAUACGAUCGAUCAUUCGUAAUGUAACAUGGAUAAUAAGUAGGUACAUACCUACGUACUACAUAUGUAUGAUAUAACACUGACAUCAGUAAGUAAGUACGCUCGCGUGAUAUUUUCUUCGGGAGUUAAGAGAAAGAAAAAGGAAAAGUAUCACGAAAGAGAAAAAAAGAGAGAAAGAGAAAGAGAGAGAGAGAGAGAGAGAGAAAACAAGCCGGCGAUAAUCCGUGUACAAGGAGAGACGACGUUGUUUUUGAAUGGCACGCGGCUUGGGAGGGUACAAACGACUUCUUGUUGCUCGGCAAAACAGAAAUUACCGUGGCGUGACGGUGAGGAAGGACAGUGGAAAGAUGAGGACACGAAGAUUCCAUUAAGGGGUAACUGGCGGCUCACGUGCACCGAACCUUAUUUCAUCAGCGAGGGCCUAUAUGCCCCUCUGGAGGAUCUCGAUAAUACUCGCGAGAUCACUCUACACACGAUGACCAUCGGUCUUUUCAUCGAAGAUCCAGGGAAGAAAGAUGAUUUUAUGUCGAUCAGUUCGGCUUUGCGACACUACUUGCCAGAAAAGGACACACCGUACAUUCUUGAUAUCGAUCUGGAUUUCUUCAGCACUAGAAAUCCCUUCAAACUCCUUUACGAUGAUAUAAAUCUGUACGAUAAACUUGCUCCUAUCUACUCUUUUCAACGACCCGAUACAAACGAUCCAGAGCUCCUGAAAGAGAUUUCUACUCUGAGAAUCGAACAGCUCGAUGAAUUGGAAAAUAUCUUCGACUAUCUCGAAGACAAUCGUAACUUGAAGGACUACCAAGGCGAAAAGUCAGCACGAUAUGAAGCUGUAGAAGUUAUUUUUCGUGAAUUAACAAGCGUAUACAAAGACAACGAUAUCGAUUGGAGACUCAUACAUGAAGCUGGUUGCACUAGAGAUGAUACCGAUCUACCGGAUCACAUUACCAAACCUAACGAUCUCGAACGCUUAAUAGGCGGGACAUUCGCAUUAUUUCUAUCCGCUUUGCCAGUAGAACCGACGAUCAUUACUAUUGCCAGAUCUGCUGAAGAUGAUUAUUGUCCAACGGAAGACGUCGAUCUAAUCCAAACGAGAGUUUUAGACGAACUUGAUAAACGCUUAGAGUCAAACAUAGAUGUCCAAUUAAAUUAUGGUGAUAUGUUGUUAUCCUAAAUUACUACUAUUAUACUCAUUAUGAGCAUUACUUUAUAUCUUUAUUUUCUGUCAUACUUAUUCUAAAUAAAAAAUAAAUUUUUCUUACGAAAUGCGAAAAUUAAGAAAAACAACAAAAUUAGUAAAAAAGGAGAAGAAGAAGAAUCGUAGAGAAAAAAGAUAUGGCCAAGGCGCGAGCGUGCAUGCGAACGACUCGGUUAAACGAAGAAGAAAGGUCGGAAUUGGAAAUUACGGAAGACAGCGUGCAUCUGCAGGGCAAGCAUCCGUGAGGAACGAGUCUUUGAUCUCCAGCUCGAUUUACAUAAGAUCGGUGCCACUGGCCCCAUUAUGGGAGCCGAGCACAAUGCCAAUGUGAAUGUUGGCAUUUUUUGCAUCGAGUCUCUCUCUUUCUCUCUCUUUCUUUCUUUCUCUCUUUUUCUCUCUAUCUAUCUCUCUCUCUCUCUUUCUCUCUCUCUCUCUCACUCUCAUUCUCUUUACCCCUAGCCCUUCGCCCGCUUCACAACUCCUUGGAUUUGCAUACCGUGGGCCAGUUUCCCACACGUCGUCGACGACCUUCGUUCUCUCCUUCUUCUUCUUUGCCACGUUCUUCGCUCCCGUUCUCUCUCCCUUUCUUUUUCUUUCUUUCUCUCUCUCUCUCUCUCUCUUGUCGUCUAGCUACCCUUUCACCCGCCGACGACAAAAAGGAACGCGAGACGCAAAAAAAGGAGAGACGUUUCCUUCUUCGUCAAGGCGAUAGCAUUUCCUGGCGAGACUUUUCUCAAGACGGCCGUACCACCUCGUCUUGCUUAGCACGUUCAUUGUCGACGGACCGUACGAAGCUCGAAAAUGCUGACGGAUAUAUCUUUGUCUUCUCUCUCUUCUUUUUUUUUGCGUUGGCCGUUCUGUGAGAACGGAAGCGGAUAUGAAAGAGUGUGUUGCCUCGUGUCGUUCUAUUGGAUCGCCAGAGCGUUUCCAAGUUCACAACGAAAAAACUCGUUCUCUUUGAAGCUCGACUUUGGAAGGAUUGGACAAUCAUCAGUGUUACGGUCUAUAGCAGCGACCUACUGUAGGUAUUUCACGAAGUCCCUUUCAAUAUUAUUCGAUCGUAACUUGUUCGUUUGUAAAGAGAAACGAUCGGAAAGAAAGAGGUGAGUGCACGUGUUGCCAAUUUUUUAUUCGUAUGGUUAAGGGCUCAUAAUUUUGCUCGCAUUCUCGAAGGAGAUUUCGUUUGAAACGAGUAACAGUGUAUGCGGCUAAACGACGAGCGUACAAUUACUUACACUUUUAGGACCGCCCGCUUUCGCAUGCCUUAAGGAGCGAGGCAAUACCGAGUACAAAUAAAUGUUAAAACGAGCAAGGUGAAUGCGGAAGUACGCUUGCAAGAAGAAGGGACGAAUUUUGAAGGACCGCGAGAAAAGUUUACGAGCUGGCAGCCUCUGGUAAUGACUGUCGUUAACCACCGCAAGGCGCACUCCACCGAGAGCGAAUCUUUUGUAUGCUAAUGACAGGGUGGUCCAAUUUCAGCCCCUCGAGUAAAAAAAAAAAUCUUAGAGGUCAACAGACCCAUCGUUCGUCCGAGUUUCGAGUUUUACUCGAGUACCAUUGACCUCGUAUUAAAACCUUUCGACUUCGAUACCGACGAACCACUACCGACAAAAAAUUUAUGUAGUAAAUCAUUGACGAAACCUUAACGAUUCCUUCUCGGAAGCUCGGCCUUCUUCCCUUUAUUCCUAUAAUCUUUGCUUCUCUUAGCAAAGAAAGUACUCCUGAGAUAAGAUGGCUCAACUACUAACGAGACGUCUACUUAUAAAAUGAAAUCUAGGUGGAAAAAUCAAUUGUUAAGAUAAUAUACGUAACGCCUGGCACCAUCGAGACCACAAACGAAAGUAAAUAUCGCUUUUCGUCGGCCUUACUCUUCUUCGUUUUCAUCGCCCUUACACGACCGUUCGAAUUUCACUCACCCAACUAACACCGUUCGAAUGGGUCGCAAAAGAAUUAUUCAAAACCAGGGCUGACUGGCAAAAGCGCAGCCUGCUACCCUGCUACCGUAAUCCCAUACCCGUAUCCGAUUUGCAUAAAAGAGAAAAAUAAAAAAAAAUGCUCGCUCCAGAGAAAAACAAUAGUGAGAGAAAGAGAGAGAGAAAGAUAGAAAAAAAUGGUCACGCUCGUGAUCGCGUUAACCUCGACGAAAUUGUAGAAGAAAUUGAUAUUAAAUUUUGAAUACGAUGCGUCACAAGCAUCGUGUAUACCUAUGUACACACUAUAUACAUACAUAUAACUUUAAACCUUUACUCUGAGCCCUUUCGAAGCGCAAACUUUAGAAUUAUGCGCGUGACAAAAAAGAUCUUGAAACGACUAUGCUAAUCAGCGAGACAGAAACGGAUAGACGAUGCCGUGAUACGUCGUUGGCAAAAGCCAAUUAUAGCGCGAAGACCCAUUCUCGGCAUGUAUUCCUUUCGGUUCAUAGGCCUACCUUGAUGUACACAGUCCCGUCUCCCUGAGAAAAUCGAUAUCGAGUAAAAAAGUAACACGGAAAGAACGAGAUCGAAGACCCAACGAGAUAGACAACGUUAUAUAGGCGGAGACCUCGAUGGCCAUUGUUCGAAAGCGCUAUUUGUAUUUAUUCGGAGCCUUUGUUCGAACCAUGGCUCGGGAAGCGGGGUUGUGGAUGAGAAUGAGAGAGAAAGAAAAAAAGAGAGAGAAAGAGCAAGAGGGAGGGAGAGGGAAGAAUUACUUCGCCAGCUAAAGGGGUGAGGUCCAUUAGUUGUUAGGAAACUGUCACCGAGCUUCGAUCACCAAAAAAGAAAAAAAGAAAGAAACGUGUGCUUUUCGAAAUCACGGAGAAUCCUCGAUCGAAUAAAAAAGAAAUUAAAUAGAUCGAGUGCAUAGAAAUAAAAGAAAAAAGAAACACGACGUGACUGUAAUUUUAAUAUAUUGUUCGUUUCUUUUCUCUUUUUUUUUUUUUUUUUAAGUUCACCAUGUGAAAGAAUAAUCGGUCGGCUUGAAGAGACACGUUUGACCGUACAUAAAAAUCCAAUUCCAGAAAGGUGUUCGCGUGCGAUUUGGCCCCACCCCGACGGACCGACGAUCGUGCACGCGCGCGUGUGUGAAUGCACCUCGUGCAUUGGAUGCAACUGCAAGUGGUCAGUAGCUCGCAAAACGACUGACCGCUCGGUACAUUGCUUCCGCACAUCCCGUCGAUCUUCCAACAUGAAAUUCGACCGACACGCGUCCCGAAUUUCUGAUUACUUCUGAUUUUCUACCAAGACGAGAUAUCCACAAAGUAAUGCAUCGCUGAAAAUAAUUUAUACGGAAACUCUCUUAAAACACUAGUGAACGGAAAGUGACAUUAUUUCGGUGUUUCUAAAAUUAAGUGGAUCCGAUAAGGUUUUUUUCAUUAUUUAAUUAAAAUCGGAAAGAGCAGGUGAAAUUAAAUUGGACGUUGUGAAUUACGAAUAUUUUAUAAAUACUAUAAUUUUAUAUAGCGUAUGAAUGUAAUAUAAAACCGUACGUAUAAUAAUAUUAUAGAAAAAUCCUGUGAGUGACAAUUCUUCGGUGAUAAAGUGAGUUUUAAUAACAUACGAAUAAUAAAGAAACCAUUGCACAAAAUAUUAACGUUCAUUCUCGUAAGUUUUAAUAUAUCCUUUCCAUCAAUCUCAACUUUUCCUUUU